AUGAGCAAUCUAAUGUCGACAUAUCGAGUUGUUGGGGGACAAAAUGGAAAAGGUUUGAUACCUACCCCUUUUUUUUACCUAUAUUGAUUGUUUACUGUGACAAAGAAACGAUGCUUUCCUCAGUUUAGAGUGCGCAGAAUUGGUUGUUUAUUAUGACACAGACACGAUUGCUUUCUUAGUUUAGUUUACGAAGAUGUAGCAGAGCUACUAUUCCAAUUCAAGUUGAAGAUUUGAUCCAGUCCUUUUUAUUAUUUACCAAAUGAGAAAUGGAGACUAAAUUGUUCGAAAGUUGCUUUACAUGCUCCUAUAUUCUUGCGUGGGAAGUACGUGCGUUUUUAUGAUUGCAUGCGGUUUUGUCACGAAAACGCGAUCAGUGCUGCUGAUUGUUCGGCUAGGUUAAGACUCACUAACUUAUUUAGAACGAAGAAGUAGUUUUAUGAAAUAAUCAACUACCGAAUAAAUGAGAAGACAGAACAAGUUAUUUAUGAGUAACAGGGCAUUAUAAGUCAAUUUAAUUUCAAAACUUUUAAUCAGAAGAAACCUGAACUACUUAGAAUCUAAUUAAAAGCUCCUAUGAUUUCAGAUGUUGAUAUCCCGAGAUCAAACCGGGAUUGUUAAGGUUACAGGACAGGAGUUGAGAAGCAUCGAUCCCGACUGCUCUCGAUGUCUGUAACACAACUAGCUCAGUGUUCUGUCUUUCCCUGUUGAACUUGUUAGAUGCAUCAAAUGUGAUAAUAUCAGAUUGAAAUGACGCUCUUUCAUUAAAUUCAGAAAGCAAUACAAUCAUAUCGCUUCAUAAUACUGGUAAAUCAUCACAAAAGUCGCAUGCGUACUUUUAGAGCAAAAUGAGUCCCCAUUCUCUUUUUAAUUAUUUUGGUAAAGAAUGAUUUGUUCACUAGCAGUGCUUGUGUGACACAGAUAUUCUCUCUGUGAAGAUUGCUUACCUUCUUCUCACCAGUAACAGUGGCCAGGAAAAGCAUAAUUCUUUGCGAAAAUAAAUCUUGUUAAUUUUACGUUCGUUGGAAAUAUUCCUCUGACUUUUUCAUUGUGGAUUGUGCGAUCUGACGUUCUGAUAUGUAAAUUAAUUUAAUUAUUUUGUCAUAAAAGUCUCAUUCGGAGAGGAUUUAUCGCUUAUUUGAUAACGUUUACAGCACCUGCAGUAAAUGUUUACAGAAACAGCUUGAAAUGCCGUAUAUUAAAUGAAGCAGCUCAGAAUAAAAAAUAUUCAAAAUACACUAAUUUUACCAAACAUUGGAUUAAAAACUGUGCAACAAAAGGAACUAGUCUCUUUCUGGGCAAAUUUUUAAGAAUAAGAGAGAUUGAGUUUUUUAUCGCGCAUGGUAAGUUGAAGAGUUAAUUUUCAGCUGCUAAGUUUUCCUCUGUUACUCGAUGUCUUUUUGACCUUUUAUCUCCUUCCUUGGCCAUCUAUGUUUCCCCUUGGAGAGGUUUUAAUUUUUUUAACCGCAAGUUGCUAAGUGGGAAUCGAACAGGAUAGCGGUCAUGGUUGAAGAACAAGUAAAUAUUGGACCAAAAUAAUACCUAUGUUUUUUGAUAGUUGACAUUUCAGGGAAUGAUGAAGUAGCUCUGAUGGCGACAGCUUUUCUAUAUUUUCGAAGAAAAGUUGCAAUAUCGUGCUCUCGAGUGUUCUCUAACGAAGAGGACGAAGGAGCACACCGAUAGCGAGACUUUAUAAUCGCGUGUGAUUGUGAUCUCUGUUAAUCUGCAAAAUUUUCGGGCGUGCAAACAUAUUUUUUCACUCUUCCAUGGUCUAUAGAUGAAUUUAAUGUUCACCUCUAUAUUCGGGUCUCACAAGUUCAAUCAAAUUUACCAUGGUUGCCAACCUGAAAAAACCCUUUGAUUCAGGGAUGGGGCCGAAAGCAAACUCAGAAAACUUGACUCUCAUUCGCCAGAGUGAAGAGCUCACUUUUAUUAAAGCACCCGUGACAGCAGCCCAUGGUCAUCCUUGCCCUAUUCCUGUAAAAGGCUGAAAUCAUGAAAUAAAAUGUUAUGUAAAUCUUAUCAAUAGAUACUGCAAGGUUGAGGUCUGGGGGCACCCAACGAAGCAACGCAUCUUUGAACAAAGUUGAUCCUUGGUUCGACAACGAUUCUGUGGAACUAAUCAACUACAAUCCUGGUGACGUUGAUGGAACUCGCAUCCUGGUUCCUAAUGUUGAAGUAUAUAGGCCGACCAUGAAUAGCUUUAUUUACUUCCCGAACGAGAAUUUUGCAGCCAAGGUAAAUGUGAACACAUUGAAUCGGGAAGGAGUGGCCCCAAUUCAUCGAGCUGUUCGCAUUAAUGAUGUUGGGGCAUUAGCCUCUUUAUUAGAAAGCGGCGCAGAUAUCAAUCUUGCAGACAGAACUGGAUCGACGCCUCUUAUCACUGCUACAAGGUAUACACAAGUCAGUUCAUCAGCCGUACAUUUUAAUAACUCCACAUAGAGAGAUUCUCAAUCUAGAUAGCGCGGAAUAUUCUUUCUCUUUCUUCUCCUUUGAUUUAAAUCUUAGCCUUUUUUACACUAAUAACCGAAUAGGAGAAAAGUGAAAACAAAGGCAAUCCUUUAUUACAUUUCAUGUUGCAAUUUAAUACGUUUUAUAAGAGGAUAAUUGUGCAGUCCCACUCGUUUUAUAAGUAAAGAUUGAUCCAAAUUUAAGCGACAUAAGUUUUGCUCAACAAGCAAACAGGCACCUUGGCUUCGUGAAUCGAACAAUGCUGGAAAUAAAUAUGUUGAAUUUAAAGUAGAACUUUGUAUCGUUGUUUCGUUUGCAGAUUUAACAGAUCAGAGGUGGUUAAGCUUCUUCUUGAAAGAGGAGCUAAUCCUCUUAUAGGAAAUGAGUCUUUUUCGAUUUCACCACUUCACGAAGCUGCCAGAAGGGGUUUCACGGAGAUUUGUAUUCUACUGCUGAAUGAUUCCAGAAUAAAAGCUACCACUAUAAACUACGGACAUGUUUCGCCUUUGCACAUGGCCUGCUUUGGCGGAGAUCGAGCCACAUGUGAACUGAUCUUAAAACAUGGUGCCGAUGUUACCUACAUUUCGAAGGUAACUAAAAAUACUCCACUUCAUUUUGCGGCUUGGAAUGGGGAUGAAUAUAAUUGCAAGCUUCUUAUCAACGCAGGUAAUUGUUCGUUCUCCCUGACGUACAUGAAUCAUUUGUUAUGGUUCGUGUUGGUUUCGAGGACUCGUUUAAAACAAGAGAAUCACACGAUACUAUUUUCAGUAUUGGCCAGUCAACUUGUACGAGGGAAUACUUCACGGACAUGUUUUUUCAAAGUGUGUGCCGCUAUAAGGUAGCUCAUAGGGUAAUAGGUAAUAGAGUGCUGAGAAUUGUAUCGCUAAAUGAUUGGAAAGCUGUUUCCGAAACGACUUCUCUUCUGGAUCUCUUUUGCGAAUAGUGUGUUCAGUAAUCGAUAUAUUUGGAACGGGUGGUGUUUUUAUAUCGUCCAGGAGAAUUUGAAGUGUACCCAAAUGCUAUCUAUAAUAGCAACUUAAGAUUGUCAGAGACCCUGUGAAAUGCGCUACACACCAAAAUUCAACAUAACCCCAUGAGAAAUAUCAUGACUUUAUAGUAUUAUUUCUUCGAGAAAUACCUAGUCGGUUAUCAUGAAAAAGUUUCUUGCUAUACGAAACGUAGAGUAUUAAAAUUAACUUAGGUUUAAAAUAGAAAUUGUCAAUUGUUUCUUUUUUGUUUGUUUGUUUUGUAAAAGCUUCCAAGACGCUCUCCUCUGUAAGCGAAUAUAUCAAUACAAGAAACAAAGAAGGAUCAACAGCCUUUCAUGUUGCGUGCAUGAGAGGAAAUGUGAAUGUAGCUGAACUUUUUUUGCGUCACGGAGCGGAUCAUGAUUCGCAUAAUUGGUCGGAGAACAUGUCCCCACUUCAUCAUGCAGCCAAAUGCGGCUUUGUGGAGUUGGUUGAACUCCUCAUCUUGUACGGAGUAGUCGUUGAUGCAAGGGAUAGUAAUAUAAGGACACCAUUGCACAGGUAGCUAAUUUGGGAUAUUUGUGGAAAGUUUCUAAUACUUUUUCUUUACCCUGCAUGGAUUACCAGUUUCAUGCAACAGAGUGUAAAUUUAAGAUUGAGGGUAGUCGACAAAGCACGAAGUCUAAUCACAGCAUGACUGUGUAAGUUAAAUGCCUUCUGGCCUGAGAGUCAAUCUGAAUGGGAACAUGGAAACGAAUGUUCACAUAUAGAACGGAUUGAUUUUAAGUUUACAGCAUUUGCCUUUUCGUCUCCAGUUACUAUUGAGGAGAAUUUUGUAUUUAGGACCAAGAGAAAAUAAGGUGAUUUUCUGUUGAUAGGACAGAAUUGCAUAAUAUUCUGUGAAAAUCAUCUCUGACAUUGCAUAGUAGAGAAUCAAAAACAUUGUUUAAUCCUUUUUUGAGUAAGUUUUUUUUUAAUUCUUUACUUCUUCUUCCUCUUUUCAAAUUGCCAAUAAUUCGGUUGAGCGUCUCUUCAACAAUUUUCGUUCUGGCUGCGGAGCUCAUUUAUGAUAACUUCGGUGUACUAUCAACCACAAUUUUUAAUGAUUAACACAUUUUUCUUGUUUUUUGAUGAAAAUUUAGUGCUGCAACAUUUAAUCACGUUCGAAUAGUCGAGCUACUUGUGGAGAAUGGAGCAGAUCUAGAGACCAAAGACCAGUUAUCGAUGACGCCUCUGCUGUUGGCAGUGAGCCAUGGAGCAUGCCACACUGUGAAAGCUUUGUUGGACUGCGGAGCGGAUAUAACCGCAGUGGACUCCUCAUUGAAUAGUUGCCUUCAUUUGGCAGUAAUCUUCAAUAAGCCGGAAAUGGUGAAGCUAUUAUUAGAAAGGGACGGAGACAAAUUGAUAAGAUGCAGGGAAAAAGACUUGAAGACGGUGUUUCAUUUGGCAGCUGUUCUGAAAGAUCCAAAGGUACUUACUGUAACAUGGCAGCUUUUCCCAACGAAACGGCGAUGUCAGCCACUCAGGGGUUAUAUGGUCUUACCUAACCAAUUUCCACUAUAGCAAUAGCAUUGUACCCCAAAGAAACUUGAAAGCGGAGACGACCGAGUCCCGCAUUCUGGCGAAUUAAAAGAAACGAACAACCUAUACUUUGCCCUCCAGGAACUAACUGAAUAAAUUUGCAAACUUUUUGUUUGUCUCUUUAGAUUCUGGAGAUUCUCGUUCAAAGGGCGCCGAAAACGGAGGAAUAUUUUUGCCUGCGGGAUGCACACGAGAAAUUGCCUAUUCACGAUGCCGCUGCAAGUGGAUCCCUUAAUUGCUUGCGGGUUCUCACUCUUUGCCCUUUUCUUGUAAAUGAGAGAGACAGCGAAGGAAGUUCGCCUCUUCAUUUAGCUGCCAGCAACAAGCACACGUGGGUACCCCUUAUGAUGUUUUAUUUAAAAAAAAUACUCCAACGUGCUCACUCACGCAAAGCCUUUGUAUUACGACAUUAAGUGCAUUUGAGACUUUGUCUAGACUCGUAUGUUGCGCCAUAGUGCUGUUCACUCGGACCAAUCAGAUUUAGACUUUUUUUUAAGAUGGCUACUUUAUAAACGCUAUCUGCUAUUUCAGUUUUUCUAGCAAAACUCUCUAAGGCUUUCGCUGUGACCAAGGCUUUGUCACAAAUCUUGAAAAUACACUUGAUGUACAUGUGCAGCAUCCAAACAUAUUUUGUUUCCUUAAUUCUUCAUGUAUAAUUUUCAGCGAGGCAUGUGAGCUAUUGAUCCUAAAAGGAGCUGAAGUAACUUCCUGUGAUAUACACGGUCGCACGGCUCUUCAUUUGGCAGUCAAGGCUGGUUCUUUAAAAACAGUCAAGAUUGUACUUAAUUACCUUUUGUUAAGCACGCUCGAGGAAAAAGACGAAGAUGGGAACACUCCUCUUCACAUAGCCUGCAGGUACAAUCGCCUUGAUAUUCUCCACUUCUUUUUGGACCAAGGAGCUGACGUCACGGCUCUAAAUAACAGAAAAAUGACUUGCCUUGAUGCUGCUAUUGAAUGGGAAGCCAAAGAUGUGGCCAUGACACUGAUGAAACACGAAAGGUACAUUUUUAGGUCUUGAAAUUAGCUGGAGAGAAGAGGGAUUGAUGUUCUUGUUCUAUUUAGGUGUAUAUAAAUAGGUUCAGUUUAGGGAAAAUUGUCUUCAGCUACCUAAAGGAUUGUUCGGGGCAAGGAGGAAGUGCACGACACACAUUGUUGGCUUGGUUUGCUCUGAGGUUUGACUUGGCCAUAUUUUCCUGUGAUAUUUGUUCGUCCCUCCAUUUCACCUGAGUAGCAGCUAGCGCUGUGAACUUUUGCUCAUAGCCAAUUUAUUCUAAUUCUAGUGUGUUACCGGCAUUACAGUGAAAAAUAAAUUUUUAAUAGGAUAAGGAAGCUUCUAAUGGGUGAUAAAGAAAAUAGUGGAGAUAACAUGAUUCCACCAGGAAAAAGGUAACAAAUAGAUUGCAUGUUUCCAUGCGUUUGUCCAAUAAUAGAUCACGGAUGACGUCAAUAUGUGGUAAGAACGAAAACGUGGCGUAAGAUGCGCAGCUUAGUGUGUAAUCGAUAUUCUUACCACAAUUUGACGUCGUCUGAGAUCUAUUAUUGGACAAACGCACGGCAACAUUGAAUCUAUUUGUUUUAUGUCAUAAAAAGCGAAAUAUAGUCAAUGGUGACGUCAUCCAGCCAUACGUCUGUCCUCCAAUAGGUCAUAGGCAACAGCCAAUCGAAAUGCAUGUAUGAUUUAUCUUAUCAUAUAAUGACCAUUAAGAACCAAUGCUAUUCCUUGAUUACAUAGUUGUUAAACGUUGAAAUUGCACAAUGAUGUAAUAGCUAUUGAAUGGUUAUAAAUUUUUAGGUGGGAAGAGGUGCUUCAAUGCUCACCAGGUGUUGGUGUUCACCCGAUGAGAAAACUGAUCGAAAAACUUCCAGAUGUGGCAGAAGUUGUUCUUGAUAAGUGCAUUACCUACAGUUCACACCCUCCGUCUCACGAAGAAUUUUCAGUUACAUUUAACCUGGUUCAUUUGGAUCCUGAGCCUGAUUGUCACAGUUACUUCGGGCCAGCGUGCAUGGCAAAAGAUCGACGAGAAAAAUUGCUCAAUCACAGUGUCACUCAAGCGUUGUUGAGAUGGAAAUGGCUAAUUUUGGGAAAGUGUGUCUCCUUGAUUAACUGUGUUGUAAUGGCCGCUUAUGUCAUCCUGUUCUCAUAUCUCUUUGUUGUAGAGAGGAACAAAAUCAAUUUUUCAUUCACCUCAUUUGAGAAAGCAGCCAACGGAGAUGUCAAAAUUAAAUCGUCGUUUGAGAUGACCGUGGCUUUUGUUAUACUAGUGUUUUUGAUCAUCCAGCUCAUCAAGGAAGUUAUUCAAAUCAUUUGGCAGCGGUUUUCCUACUGUAGAGAUAUCACAAACUUGUCAGAGUUAGUAAUGUACGUAUUAGUCUGGAUUUUUAUACUUCCUCAUAUGACUGAGAGAAUUAUAUACAGCACACAGACUCAAUGGAUAGCAGGUAUACUCGGUCUUCUACUAAGCUACAUCAAUUUUACAUUAUCUCUUCGUCGCUUUGGUGGACUUGGUUUGUACGUCACAAUGUACGUGGAAGUUCUUUAUACAUUUCUGAAAGUGAUGUCCACAUUUACGAUUGCCCUGAUUGGAUUCACCUUGGUAUUUUAUGCCUUGUUGAAAGAACAGGUAGGAACGGUUUCGCAGAUAUUACGGAACUUUUCGUAUUCAUUACCGUAAAAACUAGUGAUGUUUCAAGAAAGACGUGUUCGGAUCAAUUCGGGGCAUUAUUUUGUGACUGGAACUGAAAUGUGAACUUCUAUGUGAUUGUUAAGUGCAUGAAGAUCCAUCGGUGUAAAAAAGCAGAAUCGUUCGCGGUACAGUAUAAUUUUCUGGUGUUUCAAAUUUUAUAUCAUUUCUGAAUGUUAACUUGAAUUGCAUGCCUUAUAGGUUUUGGGUUUAUUUCUCUCUUAGGGUAAUUUCUCAUCUUUCUGGUACGCUUUUGCAAAGAUCCAGGUCACAAUGGUUGGUGAGUUAGACUACUCAAAUAUGUUGGUUGACAAAGCUGUGGACAACGAGACAGUGCCUGGAACAAACAUUCCAUAUGUUCCUUUGCCAACACUUACCUUCUGUCUGUUCUUAGCGUUCAUACUGUUAGGUAGUGUUGUGCUCGUCAACUUGCUGGUACGUAAGAUAUCAAUUCCCUAUGUCACUAUAUUACAGGCCACCCGUUGCUUGACAUACAUCAAAAAACGAUCUUUAGUUGUAAGGCGAGCUGAGCAGAGUAUCGUUAGUCAUUGAUAAGACGUGGUUUUCUCUACCUGAAGAAAGAUAUAUUUGGGGUUCUUGUUGAUACAUUCUAGAAUUCGAUGUCUCUAUAGUAGUGGAAGUUGAAGUUGGAGUAGCAGUUAGAGUUAAUAAAUGUUGUAAGAGUAAGGCAGUGGUACAUUAAAGAAGUAGCUAUUGUGAUCCAAGACUCCUGGUACCCUUCGUUCAGCGAGUUUGUUCAAGCUGUAGUCUCCUAACGUUCCAAUGAGGAGGUGAACCCGGGCACCGGGCAUGGUUGCUACGUCGAUCGGGCAGUUGCUGUUAUUGUCAUCCAAAAGUUAACGAAAGUUGUGUUCCAUAAUCAUAGGUUGGUUUAGCAGUUGGAGAUAUCGAGUCUAUUCAGAGGACAGCUAGUUUACGAGCCUUGAUUGACCAAGUGUUUUUAGUUGACGACAUCGUCAAAUCCUAUCCAAGGUGGAUUUUACGAAAGAUCUACAGAAGCUCGUUGAGAAUAAAACCAAACCAAAACAGUUUCAUGAAGUGGUAAGUAUUGUUUUUCGAUACGUAACUUUUCUUUCUUUUUUAUUUUCACGUCAGUGGCCACUUCAUUCGUGAGCUUUCAUCUACAUCUCAGUCUCUAAUUCUUCUAUUUCCGGUGUUUGUUCCUUGAUUAAUUUUAUGUAUCACUCUGAGAGAUUAUCCCUGUUAAUCAACUGCCUUCCGAAUGAGUUUUCAUGCAGUCACGUCCAAACUUUAGGCUAAUGGGAUCUUAUGAAUUAUAAGUCGCAGAAUACAAAAGCGGGCAAUGACUGUACUGAGGGUUCAACUAAGGGUUCUCAAAGCUUAGUUGAUGCCAAAGAGAGACUAAGAAGUUCUAUUUUUCAUACAUAGCAGUUGUAUUAUUAUUUUACUCGAACUCUCAUUUACAUUUUAGGGUCACACUAUGCUACCGAUAUCACAGGAAGUGA
Molecule: messenger RNA, 9165 nt
Organism: Pocillopora meandrina
Lineage: Eukaryota; Metazoa; Cnidaria; Anthozoa; Scleractinia; Pocilloporidae
Source: the annotation of a GenBank genome assembly